This is a messenger RNA of Cajanus cajan (pigeon pea), 711 nucleotides long. RefSeq lists its product as uncharacterized. The record is from RefSeq and is a predicted model, not a curated record. Lineage: Eukaryota; Viridiplantae; Streptophyta; Magnoliopsida; Fabales; Fabaceae.
CUCGUUUUCUCUUCACCACAGUCACAUUCACUCACUCCUUCAAACUAUUCUCUCUUUGCUAUAACUGUUAUAAUCACUUCAUAAUCUUUCUGUUUUCUCUAACUCUCUUUCUCUUUCUACAAUGGCUAGCUCCACCCUUGUGCUGACGCUAGUCGCCGCAUUGCUCGUCGGAUCCGCCGUCGCUCAGUCUCCGGCGUCGGCGCCCGCUCUGUCUCCGAGGAGAACGCCAGUCGCCACGCCGCCGGCGAUUUCUCCCUCCGCCGCUUCACCGCUGGCUUCUCCUCCUGCUCCGGUGGUGAGCGGUCCCUCUCCUUCACCGUCCGCCGUCAACUCGCCGCCGUCUCCUCCUCUUGCUCCCUCCGUUUCGCCGGCCGGUGUUCCUUCUGUCACUCCCUCGUCCAUCGCCGGUACUCCGUCCGAGGCACCGGCACUGGCUCCGGCACAAAACGGAGCCGCAUGGAACAGAUUCAGCGUCGCCGGAUCCGCCGCCGUGGUGGUUCUCGCUGCAGCUUUGCUUGUGUAGAGAGAGUUUCGUGGAGUUUUAACCUUCUAGCUAUUUAAUCUAUAUCGUCGCGAAUUUACACGGAUCGUGUAUUAUUGUGCUUCAUUUUUGGUUGCUUUUGUAUGCUGUGUGAGGAUUCAUUCUUUCGAUUAUUUUGUGCAUUGUAUUUAUGAUGAUGAUGUUGAAUGAUACAUUCUUAUUUUGCUUAA